AUGGCUUUCGGAUUAUUCAAGAGGUCGGGUCCGCGACCUGAUGAGCCAGAUAGCUUGUCAUCUGGCGUAGACAAUCCUCACACCGCUCAAGCCGUACAAGCUGAUUUAAAAGCUUUCCAAAUCGAGCACAAAUGGGAUCCCAACCUUCCCCAGGAGAGCAUUGCGGUGGUUUCGGAAGCUUUACGGGCGGACGAUCUCGAGAAGAAGGUUGCCGUUGAGGUCAACCUCCUCGAAGAAGACUCGCCAUACCCAGAAGUACGCGCAGCCGUCAGAAAUUAUGACGACGAGACAUCUGCAAAUACAGUGCGCGCCUGGGUUAUCGGAAUUUUGUGGACGACAAUCGGUUCGGCCGUCAACAUGCUUUUCUCCCUCCGCAACCCGUCAAUUGCGUUGACUCCUGUUGUGACACUACUUUUGUCCUAUCCAUUUGGUGUUGCGUGGACAUAUGUCAUGCCAAAGAAGAAGUUUAGAACGUUCGGAAAGGAAUGGUCUUUGAACCCGGGUUCUUUCAAUCAAAAGGAACAUGCACUGAUAGUGAUUAUGGCCAACGCUUCAUUUGGAGGAACGUUUGCAUAUUCCACCGAUGUCUUGCUUGCCCAACAAGUUUAUUACGGUCAAAACUUCGGUUGGGGAUAUCAGCUCCUUCUCACAAUUACUUGCCAGAUGCUUGGUCUCGGAUUGGCGGGAUUGACUAGGCGGUGGCUCGUUGAGCCUGCUGCAAUGAUAUGGCCAUCGAAUUUGAUCACGACUACCAUGUUCGAGACUAUUCAUACCAGGAAGACACCCGACGCCCUUCAGCUCUCCGGCUGGAAAAUUGGUCGUUACAAGUGGUUCCUUAUUGUCAUGGGAGCUAUCUUUGUCUGGGAGUGGUUCCCAUUGUGGAUUGCCCCCUUGCUGGCAACAUUUACCUUUGCUUGCUGGAUUGCUCCAAACAACGUGACCGUCAACCAGGUUUUUGGAGGACAGACAGGUCUUUCAUUGAUUCCUUUGACAUUUGACUGGAGUGUCAUCACUGCCUUCGUUUUAUCCCCGUUAGUGUAUCCAUUCCACGCCAUUGGAAACACUAUGAUCGGUGUUGUGAUUUUCACAAUCAUCACAAGUCUAGGCAUCCACUUUACUGGUGCAUUGUAUUCUGAUUAUCUCCCAAUGUCAACUGGUGGAUCAUUCGACAACACCGGUGCUGCCUACAACGUUUCCAAGAUUCUGACUCCUGAAUACACACUCGAUCCAGAAAAAUACGCAGCUUACUCACCUCUGUUCCUAUCCACGACUUUUGCUCUAGCAUACGGACUUUCGUUUGCAGCUAUCAUUGCUGUGAUUGUACAUACUUAUCUCUACCAUGGUACUGAUAUCUGGCACAAGUUGAGGGCCUCUAGGUCUGAGGGCGCCGAUAUACAUCAAAAGAUGAUGCUGAAGUACCCCCAAGCUCCAAUUUGGUGGUUUAUGGUCAGUUUCGCCGUAUUCCUUGCACUGGGAUUUGUCACCUGUCUGGUUUGGGACACCCAUCUCACAUGGUGGGCUUUUAUCAUCGCAAUUUUGAUAUCCGUCUUCUUCUACUUACCGAUCGGAAUCGUCCAAGCCACAACAAACGUGCAACUCGGACUUAAUGUGAUUACUGAAUUCAUCAUUGGUUAUAUGCAACCCGGUAGACCCCUUGCCAUGAUGAUGUUCAAGAUGUACGGAUACAUCACCUGCUACCAAGGACUGUACUUCACACAAGAUCAAAAGCUUGCCCACUACAUGAAGGUUCCGCAAAGAGUCACAUUUUGGGCACAAUUUAUUGCGACUCUUUGGUCUUGCUUUGUUCAGAUCGCCGUCCUCAAUUGGGCUUUGGGAAAUAUCAAAGACGUCUGCGAUCCAGAUCAGCCUGCGCAUUACAGUUGUCCAAAUGCCCACGUUUUCUUCACGGCUUCCAUCAUCUGGGGAGUCAUUGGACCGGAACGAAUCUUUGGUUCUAAUGGAAUCUACAACUGCAUGAUGUAUUUCUUCAUUUUAGGCUUGGUCUGCCCAAUCCUUGUCUGGUUGGCAGCCCGAAAAUGGCCCAACAGCAUUUUGCGUUACGUCUCCACGCCAGUCAUUUUCGGUGGAACUGCAUAUAUCCCUCCUGCGACUGUCAUGAUCUACGCCAGUUGGGGAUUUGUUGGAACUAUGUUCAACAAAGUCAUCAAGGGUCGCCAUCCAGGUUGGUGGACAGAGUACACUUACAUCACCUCCGCAGCCUUGGAUUCGGGAACUAUCAUCUGCGUCUUGCUCAUCUUCUUUGCUCUGCAGCUACCCGACAAAGUUUCGCCUCCUCAAUGGUGGGGUGGCUUUAACGGCGGCUUCAUGAACAAUGUUGACUGGAAUGCAACGCCGAAAAUCGUCCUCACGAACGGUACUUUCGGUCCUACAUCUUGGAAAUAG
Molecule: messenger RNA, 2403 nt
Organism: Glarea lozoyensis ATCC 20868
Lineage: Eukaryota; Fungi; Ascomycota; Leotiomycetes; Helotiales; Helotiaceae
Product: small oligopeptide transporter, OPT family
Exons: 14
Coding region: 1-2403 (800 amino acids)
Biological process (GO): transmembrane transport
Molecular function (GO): oligopeptide transmembrane transporter activity
Source: RefSeq, a predicted model, not a curated record